AUGGACGGCUCUUCUGGUUGGCUCCCCGAGUCCACACAGUUUGACGCCUUCACACUCGAAGAGUUGCCCUCGUCGGACAACUGGAGCUGGCCGGCCUUCCUGUCGGCCCUGUUCGACGACGACGCGGCGGUGACGAGCAACGCGACAGUCCUCGUCAAGUCGCCCAAGUUCCUCGAGAAGCUCAUGAAGAUCCUGCAGACCAGCUCCAAGAGCACGCUGCUGAACUACCUGGGCUACCGGGUGAUGUGCGCGCUGGCCGUGUUCCUGCCCAGCAAGGCGCACUUCCUGGCCAAGCUGCACUGGGACCGCCGCUACGGCUACGGGGAGCUGCCUGAGCGCUGGCGAGUCUGCCUGCGCACCGUCGACGCCGUCAUGCGCCUCACCACCCACGCGCUGCACUUCGAGAACUACGUCAAAAAGAACUCGCAGAACUUCAGGAACCACUUGUCCAAAUUCGGCGGCGUGGUAUCCGCCCUCACGAGCUUUUUCAAAGACUACUCCAAGUCGCAUAUGGACGACUACGCCCUGUGCAACUACAGACUUGGAAAGCUUCGUUUGGAGAGUUUUGCGCCGAACAUCUCCAAAGCCCUAAACCUGGACGCCACCAUCUACGACUCCAUUCCACUGGUGGAGGACGGCAACGCUCUGGAAGGUUACUACGUCGCCCGGUCCCACGUGAGCCGAUCGUCCUGGGACGCGGCCAUCAGCGGCGCUGGGGACCUCGGCUGGAAGCGAUCAGUGUUCGACCUAGCCUGCACCUACAACCCCACAGUCAACAGUUUUGAACUUCCCCUGAGCCUCUUCCACGAGCCGUUCUUUUAUAACGAUGACACUCUUCCCUUCGACGAUCCUCGAGUAACAUUCCGGAUUGGGAGAGAACUUGCCAAAGUUUGUCCGCAAAAUGGCAUUGUGUACGAUCCGGACCGCGACCACGCCGUUUGGCAAGAGCCCCCGGGCAAUGCCAGCAUUGCUGACGACGCCAAAUGCCUCAUCGAACAGUACUCCAACAUCACGGUUCCUGAGCUGAACAUGACGAUGGAUGGCAUGUCAACUCUACCGGAGAACAUUCUGGACAACAUCGUUCUGCCUCCUUUGUACGAGGCGUACAGAGAGGCCCACUCCAGUUCCCUGAAGGAGCACACCAUCCAUCACAUCGACGGCACCGCCUUCAACCAGGUCUUCUUCCUCUCGUACGCUCUGGGCCUUUGCGAGAACAUGGACAAGGGGGCCCUGCGCGAUCUUCUGCUCGAAGGGAGGAGCAGUCCUGCCAAGUACCGAGUGAACGUUCCGCUCCAGAACUUCAACAAGUUCGGAAAAAUAUUCGGCUGCCCGCCAGGCACGUCCAUGAACCCUCUUCGCAAGUGCACCGUUUGGAUGAAGCACGACUGAAGAUGCUUCACGGUCCACUAUAGGUGUCGUCCAUCCCAGCUGUGGCUGGCAAUACGAGAGCGUAACGAAUAAAUAC
This is a messenger RNA of Ixodes scapularis (black-legged tick), 1465 nucleotides long. Its product is annotated as neprilysin-4. Gene Ontology annotation, molecular function: metalloendopeptidase activity. The record is from RefSeq and is a predicted model, not a curated record. Gene Ontology annotation, biological process: protein processing. Gene Ontology annotation, cellular component: plasma membrane. Lineage: Eukaryota; Metazoa; Arthropoda; Arachnida; Ixodida; Ixodidae. The transcript is spliced from 14 exons. The coding region runs from base 1 to 1389 and encodes 462 amino acids.